Messenger RNA from Prunus avium (sweet cherry), 1379 nucleotides. Its product is annotated as putative transcription factor At5g61620. Gene Ontology annotation, biological process: response to ethylene; response to gibberellin. The record is from RefSeq and is a predicted model, not a curated record. Gene Ontology annotation, molecular function: DNA binding; zinc ion binding. NCBI's taxonomy places the organism in Eukaryota, Viridiplantae, Streptophyta, Magnoliopsida, Rosales, Rosaceae.
UCUCUCUCUCUCUCUCUCUCUCUCUCUGUGAGUUUUGGACUUGUUACUAUUUGGAGAAUUAAGUGGAGGGAAGGCACUUAAUAAUAUUAUCAUUGUUCUUGUCUGGGUGAAAAUGGGCAGAAAGUGCUCACAUUGUGGAAACAUAGGCCACAAUUCGAGGACCUGCACGAAUUUCAGAGGGACUGGUACAAGUUUUAGUGUUGGUCAUGCUGGGUUUAGGCUCUUUGGUGUCCAACUUCAUCAUCAUGAUCAUCAUCAUCUCAUGAUGCCUUCAUCAUCUAAUAUGAAUCAUCAUGUUGCCAUCUCCAUGAAGAAAAGUUUCAGCAUGGAUUGCUUGCCCACGUCAUCGGCCUCAUCGUCCUCCCCAUCUUCUUCAAGAAUUUCUGUCGAUGAGAAUUCUAUUCAGGAUAAAGCAUCCAUCGGCUAUCUUUCUGAUGGUCUCAUAUGCCGAGCCCAAGAGAGGAAAAAGGGAGUUCCAUGGACAGAAGAGGAGCACCGGAUGUUUCUAAUCGGGCUCGAGAAGCUUGGAAAGGGUGACUGGAGAGGCAUCUCUAGGAACUAUGUCACCACAAGAACCCCAACCCAAGUUGCCAGCCAUGCUCAGAAGUACUUUCUCAGGCAAGCAAGCCUCACCAAGAAGAAACGACGUUCUAGCCUUUUCGACAUGUUUGGGAGCAGCAACAAUAUCAAUCUGUCGACUGGUCAUCCUGCCAAUACCAACACCUCUCAUUAUAAGCAGCCAUUAAGCGAUGAUCAUCAAGUUCUUUCUCCUAACAAUAUUAUUCAUGACAUUUCUGGUGCCACGCUGCCUCUGCUUGAACUUGGCACCUCCCUGGCAGCGCAAAAUCCAAACUUAGAUAAUCGAAAACCGGAUCACUGCAGUGCUAAUCAGCAGCUGCCGGUUUGGAUUUACGGAUUGAUCGAUUCCCAGAUGAAAUAUUCAUCAAACAUUGCUGCCUCAAAACCAGGUUCAUCAGCAUCAGUUGUACCGGAUCUAGAGCUCACGCUUGCCGCGCCAACUAGUCCUAGUUUGGAACAAAAAAAUAAAUCUUCCCCAUCCCCUGCAGGUCCCCUCCUUAAUCUUGGACCAAUUAGUGUUACAUGAAAAAAAAAAAAAAAAAAAAAAACGUCGAUGGAUUGGGGAUGCAUUAUAGAAAUGAAGAUGAUUUUGACUUUAACCCAAUUAAGCAGCUGAGGAGGGAGAAGGAUCUCAAGGAGAAUUCAUGGGCCACUUUUACUUUAAUUAUAGUUAGUAUAUGUCUUAAUUAUAUAUUUAACAUUCUCUUCUUUUCCCUUCCUUUUUCCUCUUCUUUUGAAUAAACGAGGAUGUAUCCAUAAUCCAUGCAUGAAAACUUAUUAUGGAAGUGCUUAGUGCUUAA